AUGAGUGAUAACGUAAGCGAAAAGGCUCAAGAAUGCAUCAUUCAAGUUGUGGGAGACUUCGCCCAAGACGAGUCUAAGUUCUUCGAUGACGAUGGUCGUCCUAAGAGAUCUGGGAAUGUUUGGACUACAAGUGCACAUAUCAUUACUACUGUCAUCGGCUCCGGAGUGUUGUCACUAGCAUGGGCCACGGCGCAACUGGGCUGGGUCGUUGGGCCGGUCGUUCUUGUCGGGUUCUCGUUUGUGACUUACUACACAUCUUGUCUGCUCGCCUACUGCUACCGCUCGGGGGACCCUAUCACCGGCAAGCGAAACUAUACCUACAUGGAAGUUGUUCAGAACAAUCUUGGGGGAUGGAAAAAGAAAGUUUGUGGAAGCAUUCAGUAUCUGAAUAUCGUUGGAACGGCAAUUGGAUACACUAUUGCAGCAUCCGUUAGCAUGAUGGCUAUAAAGCGAUCAAGUUGUUUUCAUGAAAAGGGUCAUGAGAAUCCAUGCCAAGUAUCAGGAGCGGCAUACAUGCUCAUGUUUGGUGGCUUACAAAUUUUGCUCUCUCAAAUUCCAGACUUCCAUCAGAUUUCAUGGCUUUCGAUGGUGGCUGCUGUCAUGUCAUUCACUUACUCCACCAUUGGACUUGGCCUCGGAAUCGCUAAAGUUGCCGAGAAUGGAGAAAUCAAGGGAAGUCUAACUGGUGUUAAGAUGGGGAAUAAUAACAAUGUGACAGCAACUCAGAAAACAUGGAGGGCGUUUCAAGCACUUGGUGCCAUUGCUUUUGCGUAUUCCUACUCCCUUGUUCUCAUUGAGAUUCAGGAUACCGUCAAAGCACCGGCUGAGCACAAAACCAUGAAGAAAGCAAGCAUGAUCAGUGUUGCGACCACGACCGCCUUUUAUAUGUUAUGUGGAUCUUUUGGCUAUGCUGCCUUAGGAGACAUGGCACCUGGAAACCUCCUCACUGGUUUUGGUUUCUUUGACCCUUUUUGGCUUGUCGACAUUGCCAACGUCGCCAUCGUGAUCCACCUUGUUGGGGCCUACCAAGUCUUCUGCCAGCCCUUAUUCGCCUUUGUUGAAAGCACUGCCGUCAAGUCCUUCCCUGAGAGCAAAUUCAUCAACAACGAUAUCGAGAUCCCAAUUAUUCCUGUUGGGGAGCAUAAACCCUUGAAGCUAAACAUGUUCCGGUUGGCAUGGAGAAGCGCCUUCGUCUGCCUGACCACACUCAUUGCUAUGUUGAUGCCGUUUUUUAACGAUGUUGUUGGGAUUAUGGGAGCAUUUGGAUUCUGGCCAUUGACCGUCUACUUUCCGAUAGAGAUAUAUAUUGUUCAAAAGAUGAUACCAAGAUGGAGUGCCCGAUGGAUUUUGCUACAAUCACUGAGUGUCGUUUGUCUCCUUAUUUCGCUCUGUGCUGCGACGGGAUCAAUUGCUGGGGUGGUUACUGAUCUCAAGACUUACAAGCCUUUCAAGACAAUGUGA
Molecule: messenger RNA, 1461 nt
Organism: Erigeron canadensis
Lineage: Eukaryota; Viridiplantae; Streptophyta; Magnoliopsida; Asterales; Asteraceae
Product: amino acid permease 3-like
Exons: 5
Coding region: 1-1461 (486 amino acids)
Cellular component (GO): plasma membrane
Source: RefSeq, a predicted model, not a curated record